Staurois parvus is the source of this 319-nucleotide messenger RNA. NCBI's taxonomy places the organism in Eukaryota, Metazoa, Chordata, Amphibia, Anura, Ranidae. The record is from the annotation of a GenBank genome assembly.
UAAGGCUAGGGUCGCACCUAUGCAGGCUGCGUUUGAGCCGUUUCUGCAUUGCGUUUUUGCACUUUUGCUUUUGAUGCGCUUUGCCGGGGGGGUUCAUUUUUUUAAUUAUUUUUUCUUGUUGCUAAGCAGAUUUAAAAUACAAAACGUAUCAAAACCGCAAUACAUGCUUUUCUGCACCGUUUCCAUUGCAGUCUAUAGAAACAAAAACGCAACAUUUUGCGUUAAAAAAAGUCCCUGACCCUUUCCAAAAAAUGCACUGGGUGAAAAUGCGCAAAUGUGAGCAUGUCCCAUGGGAAAUCCUGUUAAAUGGACUGUACUG